Molecule: messenger RNA, 3206 nt
Organism: Oncorhynchus tshawytscha (Chinook salmon)
Lineage: Eukaryota; Metazoa; Chordata; Actinopteri; Salmoniformes; Salmonidae
Exons: 5
Coding region: 95-1183 (362 amino acids)
Source: RefSeq, a predicted model, not a curated record
AAAGCUCACCAUGCAGCCACGCCCAGUUUGUUCACCUGAUAAAUAACCAACACCAGUCCUUUUCCAAUUCUCAGGGUAUGUAAGGUGGAGCAAUAUGACGAAUAAUGGAUAUGCAAAAGAGGAACUUGGCUUAAUAGUAGAACAAGGUAAAAUAAAUAAAUAUUAUCCUGGUAAAUUGGAUGAAUAUUCUACUGCCAAAAACUUCUCAACCAAUAAAUGCUGUGAGUUAAUCAAGACAAUGAUACCAUCAGUUGUGGAUACUUUAAAAACUGUAACUCUUUCUCAAGAAUUUGAUUCUGACAAAAUACAACAUUAUACAGAGCUAAAUAAGCAAAAUACUACUUAUAAAACAAUUAUAGUUUGUAUUUCAAAUGUUGUUGUAAAAUUAGAUUUUAAAAAGCACAGUAUGGCUAUAUUUGGGAUUUCUGGGAUUUCUAACGGGAUAGCAAAAGCAAAACUCAUUAAACACGUACCUUUUAAGUCACUCGAAGACCUGACCAAAUAUCUUAAUUCCAAGUAUUGUACGGGCCCAAAAAUUGAGCAGCCGAGGGUUGAUAAAUACAUUCUUGAAGAAAUUUGUCAUUUUGCAAUUUACCCCAAUGGGAAAAUUUCUUAUUAUGCACAAAUACUGCACGUUAUAGAAAAUGGAUCAAUUCACAGAAAUGGAGCAAAUCGUACAUACAUUAUAGCAGGACAGUUUAUUUGUUUAAUUGACAGGAAUGACCUCUAUAUUACACCUGUGUUCAGAAUGAAUCACUUUACUGAGGACGGCAACGUUAUUAAAGUGACUGACAUUAAUAUUUCCGAAAAAAACAUGUCAUAUAGUACAUUAUGUAAUAAGUUUUCCAAGUCACAAAACUUCCGAGAAUCUCUCAUUUACUUCAUCAAUGGAGAUCAAGAAAAACUUUUUCAUUACAUUCAUAACCCAUUUCAUGCAACUGCUUUAGUGGCGGUGUUAAUCUCAGAGGUAAUCAGAAAUCCAAUUAUGAUAUUUAAUAACAGAAUUGCAAUUCAAAUGAAUACAUUACAUACAUUUAGUGAGUUCCUCCAGAUCUUGCCAUCUCUAGCUGGGGGAACCUGGAAGGGUCAAAAAGCCUAUGGUCCUAAAUUUUUAAAAAAAACCGAAACAUUUCUCAGCAAUGUGGAAUUCAGUGAUUUACCGUUAAUUGAUGGUGAUUUAUAAACAAACUAGGCACAUUUGGGGAGUCUUCAUACAAAUGGUUCAUUAGAUCAGUCUAAAAUGUUGCACAUACACUGAUGCCAUAUAGUGGCCAAAAUCUAAAUUGCGCUUGGGAUGGAAUAAUACAUUAUGGCCUUUGUCUUGCAUUUUCAAAGAUGAUGGUACAAAAAAUAAUACAGGUUGUUUUUAUCUUUGUACAAUUGGCCCAGUGUUGUGCUGGUUUGGAUGGUGUAGGCUGUCAUUGUAAAUAGGAAUUUGUUCUUAACUGAAUGGUUCAGUUAAAAUUAAGCAAUUUAAAAUAAAUCUAAACCUAAGAAAUGUACAGAGCAAGGCAGUUAACACCUAACAACUGCUCCCUGGAUGGCAAAAAUUCAUCUUCAUUAUUCCCCAUGUUGCUCCACCUUCACCCCCUGGAGGAGCCAGGUGGGGCCACAGAGCAGGCUCCUCCAUCUUCUCCUGCCAACUCUGUCAGUCCACCAGACCCCACAAUGCAGCCUCCACACCACUGCAGUAACAGCCAUAUCUUCACGUCACAAAGCUUCAGUACUAUCUGAAUGUGUUGAAGUACCAUCCAGCAUCCUGUGGCAACCUCAAUGUGAAUCAUGAUCACCACCGACCCGGGCUCCACAGAGGUAGCCUUGGACGCCCAGGCUCUGCACACACGUUCAAGGACACGAGAUUUUGAAGGAUCCCAGUGAGCAAAAUGUGCUUAUUUUUAAUCCUCUUAAGGAUCUCUACAGAUUGGUGUCCCACCCGCGGGAUGGUUGAGCUAAUGUGUGCUAAUGCGAUUAGCAUGAGGUUUAAUGGCCUCCCGAGACCACCACACAGAUGACUCUCAGCACACCAGACCGCAGGGACCGAUAAGAUGUGAUUAGAUCUUCAGCAAGAUGUGGACCUCGCCACGUCAUCUGAAGAUAAAGAAAAUAAAGGCCACAGAAGAUAAAGGCUAAUGGAUCUGACAGCGAUAUUUUUUUUGUUUGAUUUGAUUGGAUUUGUUUUGAUUUGAUGUAAAUUCUACAUUAAAAAAGAGACAAAUAUACAAAAUAACUUAUUGAACCAAACACAAAACUGUUUUUCUAAUACAUGGAAUGAUGUGAUUGAUUAGUCAAGGAGGUACAAUACACACAAAAAAUAUGAAUACAAGGAAAAACUCCAGUCAUUGAGUUAACCUCAAUAUGACCUUCAAUGGGAAAGCGUAGUAAAUCAUCAUUGAUUUAGUGCUAGAGUGUAUUCAGAAUAUGGCCAUUCUGACAUUCAUUAUAAAAUGCCUCAGAUAGGACCAAAAAAGUGUCUGGAGCUAUCCGUCAGGGUAAGAGUGACAACAGGUCCACAUGUCAAAAUGGGGGAAAUCUUAGCAAAUGGCUUAAUGGUUAUCCAUGAGAAUCAAGUGUGUGUGUGUGUGUGUGAGAGAGUGUGUGUUUGUGUGUGUGUGGAUGUGGUGUUGCGGUGUGCAUGCAGGCGUGUGUGCAUGUGUGUUUUCCUGUGAUAUAAUUGUUGUUUUCUUCAUCCAGUGUCUUCCAUGAAAUCACCUCAGCAUGUCACACCCUGUUUCCCCUAGAGUGCAGCGACAACAUACCUUCACACAGAAAGAGAAAGAAAGAGAAUGAGACAGAGAACUGGGAGAGAAAGGGGGAGAGAAGGGGUAGGAUACAGGAAGAGAACAAAUGAUUACCCCAGUUGAAAUAUUUCAUCAGCGAUUCCUGGCUACAUAUCCUGUGUGUGUGUGUGUGUGUGUGUGUGUGUGUGUGUGUGUGAGAGAGAGUGUGUGUGAGAGAGUGUGCUGGAGGGGGGGGGGUGUGUAGUGUAACAUAGCAUAUGCUACAGUUCAUGAUAUCUGCAUUACUGCCGACUCUAUAAUUCAAAUGCGGAGAUGCAAAGAAGAAGCCAUAACACUCAAACGUACACACAACACAUGUACCUAAGGGUGACAUAAUAUUUCCCCAAUACCAAUCGUCAGCUUACCAAAUCACAUACUAUGCCUUUAUAUUAAGCAAUUUUGAAGCCAAAUAAAUUUGAUUUGAGAAUG